Messenger RNA from Hirundo rustica (Barn swallow), 3910 nucleotides. RefSeq names its product signal transducer and activator of transcription 5B. The coding region runs from base 807 to 3170 and encodes 787 amino acids. Gene Ontology annotation, biological process: cell surface receptor signaling pathway via JAK-STAT; regulation of transcription by RNA polymerase II; defense response. The transcript has 20 exons. NCBI's taxonomy places the organism in Eukaryota, Metazoa, Chordata, Aves, Passeriformes, Hirundinidae. The record is from RefSeq and is a predicted model, not a curated record. Gene Ontology annotation, molecular function: DNA-binding transcription factor activity, RNA polymerase II-specific; RNA polymerase II cis-regulatory region sequence-specific DNA binding.
AUGACAGGGGUGUCCUGCUCACGAGGAGGUUUUCGGGCUGGCUCUGUGCGGGGAGAGUCCCGCUGCGGACUGCAGAGAACAUCCCCGUGCAGAGCGUGCUCCGGCCCCGGGGUAGGUGCUGUCUGUGUUUGGGUAUUGCCGUGCCCAUGGCACGUGGGAAGCCGCUACUGCCAGCCUCACUCUGUGAGGCAUUUCCCUCCUUUUGUCUGCCCACGGAUGUGCUCUGGCUCUCUUGCAGCUUGGGAUUUGCUGGUGCCUAUUGUCGCUGUGCCUGAGACCCUUCCGCAGUGUGGUCACGUCAGCCCCCCGGUUGCCCCCAGCCCCAGCAGAGCUGCCACCUUCCCCAUCUUCCCCUCUCCUCGCUGCUGCCUCUGGCCUCCUGAGUGCCCUUUUUGAGUGGGUUUCUCCUGUUUUGCAUUGGGUUUGGCAGUGCUUCCCCAUCAGCGGUGGGGCAGUGAGGCUGUAAGAGGCCGAAAUGAUGACCACCGGCAUCUCCCUCUCUCUGCUCGGUCCCUGUGGCGCUGGGUCCCUCCCCACAGCUCUGAGCUCCGUGUCCUCAGCAGUGGUCCUUCCCCGGGGAGCUGGGCAAUACCCACUUCACAGCCACUAAGUCUCCGGUGAGCGCGUCGCUGUGGUCGAGUGCUGCUGGUUAACCGAGCUGCAGUGACGGGUGAGACACAGAGACAAAAAUGAGACAAAUUUCCUCCAGGAGAAAUCGCGUGUCCUGCUGCAUUGACAGUGUCUGUGGAGGUUGUGCUCAAGCCUGGUGCAAAUGGUGUUUUGGGGCACACACCAGGUGCUGAACCAUGGCGGUGUGGAUCCAGGCCCAGCAGCUCCAGGGCGAAGCCCUGCGGCAGAUGCAGGCGCUCUAUGGGCAGCACUUCCCCAUCGAGGUGCGGCACUACCUGUCGCAGUGGAUCGAGAGCCAGGCCUGGGACUCCAUCGACCUCGACAACCCCCAGGAGAAUGUGAAGGCGACGCAGCUUCUGGAGGGGCUGAUCCAGGAGCUGCAGAAGAAGGCGGACCACCAAGUGGGUGAGGACGGCUUCCUGCUGAAGAUCAAGCUGGGGCACUACGCCACGCAGCUGCAGAACACGUAUGACCGGUGCCCCAUGGAGCUGGUGCGCUGCAUCCGGCACAUCCUCUACCACGAGCAGCGGCUGGUGCGGGAGGCGAACAACAGCCCUUCCCCGUCCGGCUCCCUGGUGGAUGCCAUGUCCCAGAAGCACCUGCAGAUUAACCAGACCUUCGAGGAGCUGCGGCUCAUCACGCAGGACUCGGAGAACGAGCUCAAAAAGCUGCAGCAGACACAGGAAUACUUCAUCAUCCAGUACCAGGAGAACUUGCGACUCCAAGCCCAGUUCUCCCAGCUCUCCCAGCUGGGCCCUCAGGAGCGCAUGUCACGGGAGACGACGCUGCAGCAGAAAAAGGCAUCGCUGGAGGCCUGGCUGCACCGUGAGGCCCAGACACUACAGCAGUACCGCGUGGACCUGGCUGAGAAGCACCAGAAGACGCUGCAGCUGCUGCGCAAGCAGCAAACAACCAUCCUGGACGAUGAGCUGAUCCAGUGGAAGCGUCGGCAGCAGCUGGCGGGGAACGGGGGCCCGCCCGAAGGCACCUUGGACGUGCUGCAGACCUGGUGUGAGAAGCUGGCAGAGAUCAUCUGGCAGAACCGGCAGCAGAUCCGCCGUGCCGAGCACCUGUGCCAGCAGCUGCCGAUCCCAGGCCCGGUGGAGGAGAUGCUGUCAGAGCUGAACGGCACCAUCACUGACAUCAUCUCUGCCCUGGUCACCAGCACCUUCAUCAUCGAGAAGCAGCCUCCCCAAGUGCUGAAGACACAGACCAAGUUUGCAGCCACCGUGCGGCUCCUGGUGGGGGGGAAGCUGAAUGUGCACAUGAACCCUCCCCAAGUGAAGGCCACCAUCAUCAGCGAGCAGCAAGCCAAGGCCCUGCUGAAGAAUGAGAGCACCCGCAAUGAGAGCAGCGGAGAGAUCCUCAACAACUGCUGCGUGAUGGAAUAUCACCAGGCCACUGGGACACUCAGCGCCCACUUCCGCAACAUGUCCCUGAAGCGGAUCAAGCGCUCGGAUCGCCGCGGGGCUGAGUCAGUGACAGAGGAGAAAUUCACCAUCCUCUUUGAGUCGCAGUUCAGUGUGGGUGGGAAUGAGCUGGUGUUCCAGGUGAAGACGCUGUCCCUGCCUGUGGUGGUGAUUGUGCAUGGGAGCCAGGACAACAAUGCCACGGCCACCGUGCUUUGGGACAAUGCCUUCGCUGAGCCCGGCCGUGUGCCCUUCGCUGUGCCCGACAAGGUGCAGUGGCCGCAGCUCUGCGAGGCGCUCAACAUGAAGUUCAAGGCGGAGGUGCAGAGCAGCCGCGGGCUGACCAAGGAGAACCUGGUGUUCCUGGCACAGAAGCUCUUCAACAGCACCAGCUCCCACCUGGAAGACUACAGCAGCACCACAGUGUCCUGGUCCCAGUUCAACCGGGAAAACCUGCCUGGGAGGAAUUACACCUUCUGGCAGUGGUUUGAUGGGGUCAUGGAGGUGCUGAAGAAGCAUUUGAAGCCGCACUGGAAUGACGGGGCCAUCCUGGGCUUCGUCAACAAGCAGCAGGCGCACGACCUGCUCAUCAACAAGCCCGACGGGACCUUCCUUCUGCGCUUCAGCGACUCGGAGAUCGGUGGCAUCACCAUUGCCUGGAAGUUCGACUCCUCUGAGAGGAUGUUCUGGAACCUGAUGCCUUUCACCACCAGGGACUUCUCCAUCCGCUCCUUGGCUGACCGCCUCGGGGAUCUCAGUUACCUCAUCUAUGUGUUCCCCGACCGGCCCAAGGACGAGGUGUUCUCCAAGUACUACACGCCGGUUCUCUGUGAGUCCACGCCAGCUAAAGCUGUGGAUGGAUACGUGAAGCCACAGAUCAAGCAAGUGGUGCCAGAGUUUGUCAAUGCGUCAGGAGAUUCUGCCCCUGGAGGGGCCACUUACAUGGACCAGGCACCCUCGCCCGCUGUCUGCUCCCAGCCUCAUUACAACAUGUACACCCAGAACCCCGACCCAGUGCUGGACCCCGAGGGUGAUUUCGACCUGGAAGACACGAUGGAUGUGGCGAGGCACGUGGAGGAGCUGCUGCGGCGCCCCGUGGACAGUCAGUGGAUCCCCCACGCCCAGUCGUGACAGGCAGGCGCCUGGUCCCUUGCCCCUGGCCCCGGCGCUGCGGGGACUGUGCUGUGUUCGUGUCUCUGUGCCAGGGGACAGCGGGUGGGCCCUGCCCCCAGGAUUUGCUCUGUGCUGCCCCGAAACACAGGCUGGCGUCCAGCUCUUUGGUGUUUAUGCCCUUGUAUAAACGGCAGCGGAUUUGUCGCAUGGUUUUUCCUGUAUGUUCCUUUCAAGAGGCCCAGCUUCGGCUUUCCGCUUCUGCCAGCACCGGCCCUGCAGCCCCCCCAUCCCCGCGUGGAGCUGCCGGGGCAGGGGGCCGCCAGCCCGGCCUCAGGUUCGCUUUCGCAGUCGUCACUAAGAAUGUACAUGUCGCCUUCUUGUUCCCCGCGCCGCGGCUCCGUUCCCAGGGGUGCGUGAGGGCAGAGGGCAGAGGAGGGGUUCUGCCGGGGCUCCCCUAGCCCGUGCUGGUGCUCUGCUCCGCAGUGGCAGGGUCCCUGGCUUCAUCUUCUCUGUCCCCAAGGAUGCAGGAGCCCCUCCGGCUCCCGGCCCCAGUGUCCCCUCUGGAGCCGGUGCAGCAUCGAGGGUGGCAGGGUGCGAGGGCACCCAGCGAGGGUGGUGGGGUGGGCAGGGGGUUUGGGGAAGCGGAGCCCUCUGCCCCCUGCCUCUCCCCUCGCCUGGGAGGGAAACUCUGGGGUCCUGGCCAUGUUAUUUUUCUAUCACAGAGUAAAUAAAGCACGGAAUAUUUUUGUAACACAAAA